AUGGGAGGUGGAUUGAUCGCCGUCGAUCAGCGAGCAUCGGACGGCGGUCCGGUGCUGGAGCCAGGGGAGGAGGGCGAACCGGGGGAGGUUCUUCUGCAUUCCCAGCCUGACGUGGGAUUGGUGCUCGGCGAAUCCGACGUGGACGAAUCAGGGAACCUAUACAUCACAUCCAAGCGUGUGGUGUGGCAUUCCACACACUCCCCGCACGGCAUUGCAGUCAGCCUGGUGGAUCUGAGCAUGCAUGCCAUUUCCAGGGACCUCGAGGCAUACCCGAGGCCCUGCAUCUACACGCAGGCAGUCAGCCUGGUGGAUCUGAGCGUGCAUGCCAUCUCCAGGGACCUCGAGGCAUACCCCAAGCCCUGCAUCUACACGCAGCAUCUCUCUCUUGUGUCCGAAAUGAGGCUCGUGCCCAGAGAUGAAGCUGCCUUGGAUGCGAUUUUCAAGGCGCUGUGUGACAGUGCUGCACUGAAUCCCGACCCGGAAGGAGCGGAGCAAGAGGGGGAGGGCGACUGGUACUAUAACGAAGAUGAAGUGUUGCGCAACGCACGAGUG
Messenger RNA from Closterium sp. Yama58-4, 552 nucleotides. Lineage: Eukaryota; Viridiplantae; Streptophyta; Zygnematophyceae; Desmidiales; Closteriaceae. The record is from the annotation of a GenBank genome assembly.